AUGAGACCGAGCCCGGCCGGCCGCGAGAGAGAUCUCACGUAUCGACACGUAAUGGCGACGGCGGCGGAGGGACGUCUCCGGCGAAGGAACAAGUCCAAGAAGAAAAGGGAAGAGGCCAGGGAGACGACCGUGCUCGACCUCCCCGACCACCUCUUCGAGCGCGUCCUCCUCGUCCUCGGCCCUUCCCCAUCCCUCGUCCGCGCCGCGGCAACGUGCAGGCGGUGGUGCCGCGUCGUCGCGGACGCCGGCUUCCUCGCGCGUCUGAGUUCGGUCCACGGGCUCACGAUACAUGCUGGGGACUACUGCCUCGAAUUCGGAGACACACCCAAUUACUUCGGCUUCGUCCCCUACUCGUCGGUUGUGCCUCCCGGACGCUUCUCCCUGGACUUCCUUCCGGGCACAGAGCACUCCUGGGCGCUCAAAGAUAGCCGCGGCAGCCUCCUCCUCCUCUCCAGUGGGAUGAGCCGGGACCGGGGCUGUGCCCGUGGCUCCUUUGGUUAUGACCUCCAGCUCGUCGUGUGUGAGCCGCUCACACGGCGCUACCAGGGGAUCCUUUGGCCUUCGGACGUGGCUGACUAUUAUCAAGAAGUACACCUAAUCGACAUCGAGGACGAGGCCGGAAAUCGCCGAGGCAACAUGUCCAACUUCAGGAUCCUAGCCAAGGUCAACGAUAAUCUGGCCUGCGUGUUCUCCUCCGGCAGUGAUGGCGGCUGGCGUCUAAAGCGCACCCAGGCCACCAGCACCGGUACAAAACCAUGGUUGGAUAAUUUGGUGGGGCGUGUCAACGGAUUUAUGUACUGGGGAAUCCAAGGAAGCGCCGCCGUACUUGCCCUUGAGGAGGCUACUCUGGAAUACUCCCUUGUCAAGUUCCCGGAGAACAUAUGGGGGUUGUACAAUGAAGAUGACCGUACCUCUUGGGUCGUCGCCGGUGAGGACGGUGUCUUGUGCAUCGUCUGUCUGAUGAGCAACCAGCUCAAGGUCUUUGCACGAUGGCGCCAUGAAGGAACUGGAGAAGACGAGUGGGUGCUGGAAAAGACCCUGGGGCUGCAGGAGGCGACUGUCGGGUUACCAGGUCGUGAGGAAGGAUUUUUUGAGCAAGGCGCCACCAUUCUCACGGCAAAUUCCAGAUACGUUCUAGUGAGACCAAAGGAGAAGAAGUGGAUGUUCUCCAUCGAGCUUGACACAAUGAGGGUAGAAUGCGAGCACGAUAGAAACAACUAUGAAGGGCCAGCGUACCCGUACGAGUUGCCAUGGCCGCCGGUAUUGCCCGAUGAUCGUGGCAGGGAGAGGAGGUGA
Messenger RNA from Triticum turgidum subsp. durum (durum wheat), 1296 nucleotides. Lineage: Eukaryota; Viridiplantae; Streptophyta; Magnoliopsida; Poales; Poaceae. The record is from the annotation of a GenBank genome assembly.